Messenger RNA from Eleginops maclovinus (Patagonian blennie), 2065 nucleotides. Its product is annotated as E3 ubiquitin/ISG15 ligase TRIM25-like. Gene Ontology annotation, molecular function: zinc ion binding. Bases 85 to 1308 code for a protein of 407 amino acids. The transcript has a single exon. The record is from RefSeq and is a predicted model, not a curated record. NCBI's taxonomy places the organism in Eukaryota, Metazoa, Chordata, Actinopteri, Perciformes, Eleginopidae.
CAAGAGCAGACGUAGCAGGGAUUUGUUGUUCUUCGGAUCUGUUCAGAGGUAGAAAAAGUAUACGCUAACACACUGAGAGCGGAAAUGGCGCAGCAAGAAAUACUCAGCUGUUCGAUCUGUCUGGAGUUACUGAAGGAACCGGUGACUAUUCCCUGUGGACACAACUACUGCAUGAAGUGUAUUCAACGCCACUGGAAUGAGAAGCUAAUCUACAGCUGCCCUGUGUGUAGACAGGACUUUAUGCCAAGGCCUGUCCUGGUGAAAAACACCAUGCUAGCAGAUUUAGUGGAGGAGCUGAAGAAGACUGGACUCCAAGCUGCUCCUGCUGAUCACUGCUAUGCUGGACCUGAAGAUGUGGGAUGUGAUUUCUGCACUGGGAGAAAACUGAGAGCCUUGAAGUCCUGUCUGCAGUGUGUGGCCUCCUACUGUGAGAAACACCUCCAGCCUCACUAUGAAUCAGCUCCAUUCAAGAAACACAAGCUGGUGGAGCCCUCCAAGAAGCUCCAGGAGAACAUGUGCUCACAUCACGACGAGGUGAUGAAGAUGUUCUGCCGCACUGAUCAGCAGUGUAUCUGUUUAAUCUGCACUAUGGAGGAACAUAAAGGCCACAACACAGUGUCAGCUGCAGUAGAGAGGACUGAGAGGCAGAAAGUGCUCGAUGAGGGUCGAAUAAACAUCCUGCAGGGAAUCCAGGACAGACAGAAAGAUGUGAAGCUGCUUAAACAGGAAGCUGAGGCCAUCGAUCGCUCUGCUGAUAAAGCAGUGGAGGACAGUGAGAAGAUGUUCACUGAGCUGAUCCGUCUCCUGGAGGAAAGAAGCUCUGAUGUGAAGCAGCAGGUCAGAUCCAAGCAGAAGAGUGAAGUGAGUCGAGUCAAAGAGCUUCAGGAGAAGCUGGAGCAGGAGAUCUCUGAGCUGAAGAGGAGAGAAUCUGAGCUGCAGAAGCUCUCAUCCACAGAGGAUCACAGCCAGUUUCUGCACAGCUACCCCUCACUGUCAGCCCUCAGUGAACCUACACACACAUCCAGCAUCAACGUCCGUCCUCUGCGCUACUUUGAGGACGUGACAGCGGCCGUGUCAGAAGUCGGAGAUGAACUACAGGACGUCCUGAAGAAGAUGUUGACAAACAUUUCACUGAUGGUGAGUGAAGUGGAAGUUCUGGAUGACGCUGAAUUCUUAGAGCAUUCACUUGAUGAAUCAUCUGAGGGAAACAGAAAACCAAAACUCACAAGUUACCAUGAGUCAUAUUCAAUGCACGUUGACGGAACCAUUUCCUAUAGUCGUGGCUCUGUUGUGAUGAAAACUUUCUGAAGCAAUGGAGGCAAAACUCAGAGGCAAGGGGAGAGCUGGAAGUGGAUGGAAAACAGUGAAGGUUUAUUAUGAAGUUAAGGGCCGCAGAAUUGACAAGACAUUUGCUGCAGCCACGUGUUGGCACAGUGGUUGCCCGACCAAUUCUGAGGAUCUGUUUUGCAGUCAGAGGUUUUAACCACUUCAGAUGGUGUAUAAUCAACAUUCUACAUCAGCGAGACUAAACAAAUAUGGAUCCUAAAUCUAUGUCGCACAUGGGAAAAGAAUGUACGCCAGGAAACCUACGUUCCUGAUAAGAAGGGCUUCUAGACGUCCCUGAACAAUAAACUAUCUCAGGUCAGCUUGUGCUCGGUCAUAAACUGGCAUCAAUAAAGCUCCCAAGCUACCCCUCCUUAAGGGAGAUUACAGCAACCACAAGGCCAAGAACUAUGCCAAGGGACUACAGACAGAGGAAGGAGAAAAUGAUGAACUGUGUCAAAGGUUAAACACCUGAGCAAAAUAUUCCCUAACAUCUAUCAAAGUUAUACCUUUUGGUACAACAACAUCGAAACUCCCAUCUCAGGUCUUCAGUCCUCCAGAGUUGAAGCAUAUCUGGAUCACGAUGCAGGUAUUCUGUCCUUCUACAGCGUCUCUGAAACCAUGACUCUCCUCCGCAGAGUCCAGACUCAUCCGUGCUUCAUGCUGGAGUUAGGUUUUAUCAUGUUGCUAGUAUGCUCAUUUUUAUGUUCAUAUCAGUAUGUAGUGUCUCUCCUGGGACAUG